AUGCACGAUGAUCGCGAGUACCAGCUUCUUGAGGCAGGUCUGAAGGAGGGCUUUAACGUGCAGGGAGGCUCUGGGAAGGGGCAAGGGGAGUUGCCAGAUGUUGUUCAUAAUAAGGAGCCUGAUAACGGGAUGGGGAGCGGGAAAGAGAGCGAAGGGCAGAGGUUAGAGGUGAGGGAGACCGAGGAGGGGGUUUUGGAGGCGCCUCAUAAGCUGGAUAGGGAAACGAGGAGUGGGAGGUUGGGAGGGGGAGAGAGUGAUGGGGAGAGGGAGGCGUUAGUGUGUAAGGUGGGGCAGGUACACGAGAGGUCUUUUGAAGCGCAUCAGAAGCCGGAUAGCAUAAGGGAGAUCGGGAGGGGAAGAGAGGGAGACAGCGGUAAGGGGAGGGAGGAGGCGAUAGAGUGCGAGGUGAGGCAGAUCUACGAGGGGCUGUGCUUGGACCUUGCUGCUGCUGGCGACGAGGAGGCCUGCAGCGCUGACAGGAGCGCUGACGUGGCAGGCCAGCGUGGAAGGCACGCUGACGUGGCAAGGCAUGGUCUAGCUGGCGCUGAUGAGGCUCUGUGCAUAGGAGACGUUGCUGACCUGGACUUCAACAGGGGGGAAGGGGUAAAGGUUGAUGAGGGGCAGAGCGAGGUUCAGGGCGUUCUGAGUGCGGUGGAACUGGAUUCAGUGCGGUUGCUGGCCUCCCUCCCGUCUCUGAACUCCAGCGACCUCGCCUCUGCCCUGCCUGCUCUCGGCUCUGUUAACCCUCUGCCCAACACAGAGGGUGUUAUGGAGUCGACUCGGAAGUCGUCCGCUCUCGCCCUUGUUGGCCCACCACAUGACACAGAAGCUAUUGCGGAAGGCAUUGAAGCCGCCUCUAGGCUGCCGGCUCACACAUGGGGCUGUUCUCAAGACGCACUUUUGCAGCACCAGCCGCAGUGCCCGCAGUGUGACCCGGCUGUAGCGGCAUCUGACCUGGCUGUAGCGGCAUCUGACCUGGCUGUAGCGGCAUCUGACCUGGCUGUAGCGGCAAUCGAGCCAGAUAUAGCAGCACCUGAUCCGGAUGUAGCAGUACCUGAUCCGCCUGCACUGGCAACUGAACUGGCUGUAGCAGCAAUCGAGCCAGAUGUAGCAGCACCUGAUCCGGCUGUAGCAGCACCGCUGGAUCCGGCUGUAGCGGCACUGUCAGACAUACAGCUGCCGCCCGGGUUCACAGAGGGCGAGGCAGCAACGGAGUACUUCCCACCGUCGUCUGACCCGCCAGUUGACACGCUAGACCCCCUUGUGGAAACCCAGAACCCCUUUGCUGUGACCUUUGAGUCGACUCAAAAGUCAACGUCGUUUGACCCGCCUGUUGACACGCUCGACCCCCUUGUGGAAACUCAAAACCCCUUUGCUGACACCCACAGCCCACUCGUUGAGGCGCCUCACAAGUAUGACCCGCCUGUCGACACGCUAGACCCGCUCGUGGAAACCCAGAACCCUUUCGCUGACACCCUUAGCCCCCUUGUGGAUGCUGAGGAAAACGUGCUGGGCGGACGCGGAGGGGAGGGUGGAGGGGGAGAGGGAGGAGUGGGAGGUGGAGGAAGGGGAGGAGAAGAGGAAGACAGUGAGGAGGGAGCUGGAAAAAGGGGGGAGAACGAGGGAGGAGAUGUGGGAACGGUAGGGCAAGGAGGGCACAAUGAUAAUUGGGAGAGGAAGGUUGCAGAAGGGGUUGGGGGCGGUGCGGCUGGGCAGGAAGGGGCAUCGGCAUUAUCAUAUUUUCAAGCAUCUCUUCAACCGACAUCAAGUGUUUCUGGAUGGCUUGCAGCAGAGGUUGGAACUAAGACUGGUGCCAAUGCUGCUGCUGCUCAUUCUUGUUCUGAUGCUCGUGCUGCUGCCAGUGCUGCUGCUGGUGGUGAUGGUGUUGGGGAGCAAGGCCCUUCAGCUGGUGACACAGCCAAAGGAGGAAGAGGAGGAGGAGGAGGGGGAGAAGGGGGACAACCAAGCGAUAGCAGCAGUGGAGUAAAGCCCGACCAAUCAGAGCCAGGGGAUGAUCUAUCGCACGGGUCUCAGCCCGGGGUGAAGCAUGGGUUGAGUGCGGUGGAAGGGAGUGCAGGGGCACAUGCCAUGCUGCCGCCCGCAGGCAUGGUGGCGCCGCCCUACGAGCACAUGCGCCAGCCUGGCAUGGCUGUGACUCUAGCGGAUGUGCUUGAUGCGAGGGAGCCGUCAGUGCAGGCGGGUGUGACUGUAGACGAGCAGGGGCUGGGGUCCUUGGGAUUCCCCACGUCGCCCCUGGAGGGACUGGGUUUAGAAGAAGGAUUGGGCUUUAAGCAGGAGUUGGGUUUUAAGCAGCAGCUGAGCCUUGGUCUGGGGCUGGGCUUUAAGUCAGCAAAUCUACCACGUGCAAGCACACUGCCAGGUGUGCAGCACGCCAUGUCAGUGGUGCCAGAGCUGCAGCAAGCAAUCGCCUCUUCGCCUCUAACACCCGCUCCCCCCCUUGCCCCUCACCCCCCCUCCCUUCCGCCCACGCCACCUCCCAGCCCCGUUCCAUUCCUUGCCUCCCUCCCCACCAGCCAUGCCAGCCCCGUCCCUCCCCCAGCAGCAACACCUGCCACCCAGAUCACUGUGCCUGCCCAAGUCCUUCUCUCCCACACCCCUUCACUCGCACCAUCCACAGCUAUCCAGGUGACACCUGCACGAGUCACUGCCUCCCCUUGGUCCACUAUUACAGUCAUGCCGUCUGUUAGUGCCCACUCGGCUGCUGAAGGGCAUGUUGAGGUGCACGCAGGGCGUGCAGGAUGUGACAAUAACGAGAUGCUGCUCAAGAUUGGAGUGGAGGGGAGUAAGGAGGUGGUGGUAAGGCAGGGCGGGGAUGCCACCAGAGAGGUAUUCACUGUGGAAGUGAGUGCAGGGCAAGUUAAAUUGGGGAUCAAGAGUGGAGAGGAUGUGACUUUAGUGGUGGGAAAGGGAGUGGGGGAAGGUACCACUGCAAGGGUGGAGGAGGGCGGAUAG
Messenger RNA from Closterium sp. Naga37s-1, 2973 nucleotides. Lineage: Eukaryota; Viridiplantae; Streptophyta; Zygnematophyceae; Desmidiales; Closteriaceae. The record is from the annotation of a GenBank genome assembly.